Messenger RNA from Fusarium coffeatum, 843 nucleotides. RefSeq lists its product as uncharacterized. The transcript has a single exon. The record is from RefSeq and is a predicted model, not a curated record. Bases 1 to 843 code for a protein of 280 amino acids. Gene Ontology annotation, molecular function: S-adenosyl-L-methionine transmembrane transporter activity. Gene Ontology annotation, cellular component: mitochondrial inner membrane. NCBI's taxonomy places the organism in Eukaryota, Fungi, Ascomycota, Sordariomycetes, Hypocreales, Nectriaceae.
AUGUCCGCAAACCCGCCAUCCUUCCAAUCUGCCCUUCUCGCAGGCGCCCUCGCUGGCACCACCGUCGAUCUCUCUCUGUUCCCUCUCGACACCCUCAAGACUCGCCUCCAAUCCUCGACCGGGUUCUUUCCUUCAGGUGGCUUUAGCGGCAUUUAUCGUGGCAUUGGUUCUGCCCUCGUUGGUUCGGCUCCUGGCGCUGCGUUUUUCUUCUGCACAUAUGAGGGUGUAAAGGGUCUUUUGGCCGAUAAGGAUUAUACUUCUGCGCCAGGAUGGAAGGCUCCUGUCACGCACAUGGCUGCUGCCAGUGCGGGUGAGAUAGCUGCUUGUGCCGUGCGUGUACCAACUGAGGUUGUUAAGCAGCGUGCCCAGGCCGGUCAUCAUGGAGGUUCUUCGGCUGCAGCGCUGCGAGCUAUUCUGUCGCGAUACUCCAGCCAUGGAUUUGUUCCCAUGUGGCGCGAGCUCUACCGUGGCUGGGGUAUUACUGUCUUUCGUGAGGUGCCCUUCACCGUGAUCCAGUUCCCGCUAUGGGAGGCCAUGAAGUCAUGGGGGCGUCGCCGCCGUGGUGGGCGUGAGGUCACUGCUGCUGAGAGCGCUCUUUACGGAAGCAUGGCUGGUGGUUUCUCUGCAGCACUUACUACGCCACUUGAUGUGCUCAAGACAAGGGUCAUGUUGUCCAAAGAGCGUGUGUCAGUGUCGAAAAUAUUCGGUCAAAUAAUGCGUGAGGAGGGCAGCAAGGCAUUCUUCGCUGGUCUAGCGCCGCGAGUAACAUGGAUUUCUAUAGGUGGCGCGAUCUUCCUGGGAAGUUACCAAUGGGCCAUCAACACGAUGAAUGGUGUGGUAUAG